Molecule: messenger RNA, 1057 nt
Organism: Alnus glutinosa
Lineage: Eukaryota; Viridiplantae; Streptophyta; Magnoliopsida; Fagales; Betulaceae
Exons: 3
Coding region: 107-799 (230 amino acids)
Source: RefSeq, a predicted model, not a curated record
GCUCACCAAAAAUAGACACGUUAAUUGUAACCGAGCAAUAAGAAAACAAUCGAGCCUUCAAAGGCGGUGAGUUUGCUAUAAAUAGUCCAUAGGUUCUGUUCUGGUUAUGUUCCUCGUCCUUCACCUAUAUAUACCUCCCCUCCCGCAUCACUGCCUCUCACAGAACAAAAUAAUUAUCGGUGUUUUGUCUAUGCUAUUGCAUCCUCAAAACCAACACAAGAACCAACAAAGCAGAAAACACAUUCCAGCCAUGGCUGCUUUCUCUUCCAAAUUGCCUUUGGUUCUUUUCCUCUCUUCUCUCUUCCUCCAUGCAGCAUUCGCUGAGCUUGUAUGCGAGGAUCUGCCAAAGGAUGUUUGCGCCUUUUCGAUAGCGUCUUCGGGGAAAAGGUGUUUGCUGGAGACGUCGGUGGCCGGGGAUGGAAGCGUGGAGUACCAAUGCAGGACAUCGGAGGUGUUGGUUCAGAGGAUGGCCGAGUACAUAGAGACCGACCAGUGCGUCCAUGCGUGUGGGGUUGAUAGGAACAUGGUUGGUAUUUCAUCGGAUGCCCUUCUUGAGCCACAAUUCACUGCCAAGCUUUGCUCGCCGGCUUGCUACCAGGAGUGCCCCAACGUUAUUGAUCUCUACUUCAAUUUGGCCGCCGGCGAAGGAGUAUUUUUGCCGGAUCUCUGUGAGAGACAGCGCAGCAACCCUCACCGUGCGAUGGGCGAGCUUUUGAGUUCCGGUGUUGUGGCCCCUGGCCCUGUUUCUGGCAAUCCAACAACAUCAUCAAUUACAGCCGCUGCCCCAUAUGCCCAGUAAUUAUGUCGAUCGUGUACGUGGUUUCUUCAACACCAUGUCGUUCCUCUGUAAUUUGUGUAAGUGAGUGAGGAAUAAUUGGCAAAUUAGGGAGACAGAGAGUGAUUGAGGGCUCACUUUGCUAGUUAAUUAAGAUCGUUUUCUUCAGAAUUAUUAUGUACGUUAUUUGAUUGAAAGAGUAUUCAUGUAUUAUUCGAAUUUUAUAAAGCGAUCAGAAUAAUUAAUGAACAUUACCAUAUAAAUAUUUGUUCUGUUCUUCAA